Messenger RNA from Serpula lacrymans var. lacrymans S7.9, 1659 nucleotides. RefSeq lists its product as uncharacterized. The transcript has 7 exons. The coding region runs from base 1 to 1659 and encodes 552 amino acids. Lineage: Eukaryota; Fungi; Basidiomycota; Agaricomycetes; Boletales; Serpulaceae. The record is from RefSeq and is a predicted model, not a curated record.
AUGAACUUGAAGAUUGCUGCCAAGGUUGGCACAUUCAUACCUGACCCUUUUGGCACCAUUAGAUACGUGUACACACCUCUCGUUGCAUAUCAAGCUGAUCUACCCGAAGCUCAAGUUAUAGCUUGUGUCGCCAAAAAUUCAUCCCCGGUAUCUCUCGCUACUCAGUCUCAGUUUGGCAAUGCGGAGGUGUACCCUCCCUGUACAGCAAGACAUACCUUAGAACAGAUCUUCAAGAUCUCGCAGAAGAUUGACCCCUGGAAAUUAAAUGAGUUUCAGAUAGCGGCAAAGGAAGUCGGCAUCAAUGGCGUACAUCAGCCAUUUUGGAGAAAUUGGCACCUCGCUGACCCGUCCGUAUUUCUGACGCCCAAACUCUUGCAUACGUGUUAUAAAUUCUUCUUUGACCAUGUCCUCGUCUGGUGCAAGGAAGUUUUAGGGCACCAGGAGCUAGAUAAUCGCUAUAAAAGUCACAACAAGCGAGUUGGAUUCCGCCACUUUGACAAGGGCGUUACAAGUCGUACUAUUUUCCCCACAAUUGCGGGCGCGGUUGCUCCUAACUUCGUCUUUGCUAUUCAAUCAAUGAUUGACUUCAUCUAUGCUGCACAACAUCCUGUCCAAACUCCCAGUUCUAUCAAGAAAAUGGUCCAAUCCCUUGAACAGUUUCAUUGGCAUAAGGGUGCUAUAUUAGAGGCGGAAGCUAGGAGAGGUAAAAAUGACACAAUAGAUAAUUUCAGGAUCCCCAAGCUCGAGCUCAUGCAGCACUUUGCCCGGUCAAUCGAGAACAAUGGUACUAUCCCUCAAUAUACUGGAGAUGUCAUUCUGGACCACGUGGAGAAGCGUCGAAUGUUCGACCUGUAUACUCUCCUCCGCUCGAGUGGCAAGGGUUUCAUAAACCAAGCCAUUGCUUCAGAGGAUUAUGAAUGUGCACUAUUGCUAGCGGACCACGAAGUUGUGGACACUGAUCCUCACUUUGCGUGGAUAUCAUCCAUAUUGCCCCAAGAAACUCGUUUCACUGGCUCUCGUCUUGUCCGCAAUCAUUUUAUCAAGGGCAUCCUUUCUGAUGACGCGUCCACAGCUUUCCAUAUCACUGUUGCGCCCAACAUAAAAAGCUCUCUCCCAUUUCAAAAUGUACGAGUGUGGUUCAAAUUCCGAAUACAGCUACACUUGGUAUUCGACAACAAGAUUAUCAUGCCUAGUCAGCUUGUGCAAGCAUACCCUCGGAACCAGCAAUUUCCUUGGGGUAACUGUGAUACUGUGUUAUUGGGAGGUACGGGUCAAGAUCCACAGCGCCGACAUCAGCGUGUUGGGAGGAUAGUGCCACUGACAGCCGUUGCUCAAGCUGUGGAGCUCAUCCCGUUGUAUGGCGCCACAAAGGAUCCAGCCAUCAAUAACGAGCGGGCGAGCGAAAGCCAAAAACCAUCAUUCGAAACCGUCUUAUCACGCGCACGCGACCUGUUUUUCGCCCCGACCACUUUGAAGAACGUGGAGGACGGAGUCGUUAUCAUCAUCAUCCCAUCAAUCCACACCCUCAUCGUCCCGUCCCCAGACCCAGAUGGGCCCACUCGGCCGCUCGUCGUUCGCAUCCCGGUGACACCUGCGACUGCCUUUCAAAAAUACAGCGGUGACGUAUCUGUCUCAUUUUAUCAUCAGAACCAGAUAUGA